AUGCCAGAAACUCUCCACCUCUAUGCCACCUCCUCCUCCACCACCACUGCCGCCGCUGCCAUUCCCAAUUCCCCUUCCAUUUUCCGUCCCAAACACCUCCAUUUUCCCUCGCCUCCUCCCAAAAAUGAAAUCCCCCUCACAAUUUCCCCUCCCCCUUCCCCCCCAAUUCCCACCAAAUCCUCUCAAAUCCAAGAUAAGCUCCUCUACUUGGACUCCCUUGGCAUAGACUCCUUAUACUGCCUACACGCAAAUCCGUCUCUCCAUUCUACUUCCCUUUUGCAAGUGAAAUCCACUGUGGAAUUCCUUUUCUCCAUGGGCCUGACCACACUGAGUCUCCGCCGCAUUUUUCCCAUGUGCCCGGAAAUUUUAACUGUCCCUUUAUCUACUACAAUUAUUCCAGCCACAACUUUUCUUCUCCGGGAGGCCCACGUGGACGCCAUCGACCUCCGCCAAGUCAUCCGUCGCCGUCCCCGCCUUCUUAUAUGCUGCGUCGACCGACAACUCCGGCCCACGUUGUAUUUCCUCCAAGGUACAAUUGGCAUUGACGAUGUAAGCAAGUGUGCUCCACUCUUGUCCUGCUCAGUGGAAUCCAAGUUCAUCCCCCGGAUUGAGUACUUGCAGAAGCUGGGAUUUUCCUAUAAGGAUACCAUUACCAUGUUUCGGAGGUUCCCAUCAUUGUUUUGUUACAGUAUUAAGGAGAAUUUCGAGCCUAAAUUCGAUUACUUUGUAGUUGAAAUGGGACGAGAAUUGAAGGAAUUGGUAAUCUUUCCCCAAUACUUUUCGUUUAGCUUAGAGAAUAGGAUAAAGCCGAGGCACAGAAUGUGCGUCGAGAAGGGUGUGUGUUUAGCAUUGCCAACGAUGUUGAAAUCAUCGGAAGCUCGGUUCCGGGAUAGGCUGGAGGUGUGUUGUAGUUCUUCCAUGCCGGUGAGGACCUCUGCCUUGUGGUGUACAAAUGCAAAUAUUACUGGCGAUAAUGCUUCAUAG
Molecule: messenger RNA, 984 nt
Organism: Fraxinus pennsylvanica
Lineage: Eukaryota; Viridiplantae; Streptophyta; Magnoliopsida; Lamiales; Oleaceae
Source: the annotation of a GenBank genome assembly